This is a messenger RNA of Varanus komodoensis (Komodo dragon), 1975 nucleotides long. It is a transcript of the gene LRRC24, whose product is annotated as leucine rich repeat containing 24. The transcript has 5 exons. The record is from RefSeq and is a predicted model, not a curated record. NCBI's taxonomy places the organism in Eukaryota, Metazoa, Chordata, Lepidosauria, Squamata, Varanidae. Gene Ontology annotation, molecular function: protein binding. The coding region runs from base 1 to 1938 and encodes 645 amino acids.
AUGGAUUCAGCGCCUGGUAACAGCCAAUGGCUGGAUGCAGAGGUUCCCGUGGGCCCUUGCCCUGGGGAACCGGCUCAGCCUUUGAGGGACACAGGGGCUCAUGCUGGGGAGGGGCCGGCGGAGGUGUCUCUCCCGGUCCCAAACCGGCGUGUGCACGUGUGUGAGCACACCUGUCGUGUGGACACUGGGGGCCUCCUGCUUGCGGAGUGGCUGUCCGAGCCACCGCGGAGGAUGCCGGCGAGCGCAGCGAGUGCGCACGCCCUUCCCCGUGACAAGCGGCACGUUCCAGGCAGCUGCUCUAGGAUGGCCUCACGGGAGGCCCCACUCGGCUCGCUGUUGCUGCUGGGGCUCGUGGCACUCCAGGCCCACGCGUGUCCCGCCGCCUGCCGCUGCUACAGCAUGACCGUGGAGUGCGGCUCCUUGGGCCUGAAGGAGAUCCCGGGGAGCAUCCACCCCUCCACCCAGACCGUUUUCCUGCAGGACAACGGCAUCACGCAGAUCCACCAGCAAGACCUGGCCUCCCUCUCGGGCCUGCAGUACCUCUACAUGCAGAACAACACCAUCUCGGCGCUGGAGCCGGGCGCCUUCCGCAACCAGAACCGGCUGCUGGAGCUGGCGCUGAACGGCAACCGCAUCCAUCUCAUCAACAGCAGCAUCUUCAAGGGCCUGGAGCACCUGCGCGUCCUCUACCUGGCCGGCAACCAGAUCACCCGCCUGCCGGACUUCACCUUCUGCGAGCUGGAGAGGCUGCAGGAGCUCCACCUGCAGGAGAACAGCAUCGAGACGCUGGAGGAGGCGGCGCUGGCCGGGCUCUCCUCGCUGGCGCUGCUGGACCUCAGCAAGAACAGCCUCCGCACCAUCGCCCGGGCGGCCCUGCGGCCCCUCAUCAGCCUGCAGGUGCUGCGCCUGACAGAGAACCCCUGGCGGUGCGACUGCGCCCUGCACUGGCUGAGCGCCUGGAUCAAGGACGAGGGGCAGCGGCUGCUGAGCCCCCUGGACAGGAAGAUCGUGUGCGCCGAGCCCCCGCGCCUGGCCCACCAGAGCCUGGCCGACGUCUCCGGCAACAGCCUGAUCUGCAUCCCGCCCGUCGUGCAGGUGGAGCCGCUGGAGGCGACGGCCCGGCCGGGCGACGACCUGCGCGUCUCCUGCCAGGCCUCGGGCUACCCGCAGCCCCUGGUGACGUGGCACAAGGUGGCCCACUGGCGGGCCGGGGGGCCCAAGGCGGGCGGGGGCCGCCGGCCGGGGGGCACCUUCGAGCUGAGCGAGCGCAGCGUGGGCGAGCGCUUCGAGCAGUCCGACACGGGCAGCGGGAUGCUGUUCCUCAGCAACGUGACGGGCGCCCACGCGGGCAAGUACGAGUGCGAGGCCUCCAACCCCGGCGGGACGGCCCGGGCGCUCUUCCACCUGCUGGUCAACCUCUCGCAGCAGCAGCAGCAGCAGCAGCAGCAGGCGGGCCGGGGCCGCCCGGCCUCCGUGGACGUCAGCCAGGAGCCGCUGUACGACAUGGAGAGCAUGGACUUCAACGCCCUCAGCGCGGCCACGCAGACGGCCAUCGCCGUGGCCAUCUCCCUCCUGGCCCUGGUGGCCCUGCUGCUGGUGGCCAUGAUCUACCGCAGGCACCGCAAGCGGAAAAAGGCCAAGAAGGAGGAGCACAUCCUGUACGUCAACGACUACUCCGACGGGCCCACCACCUUCGCCCAGCUGGAGGAGUACCGCGACGAGCGCGGCCACGAGAUGUUCGUCAUCGACCGCAACAAGCCCCUCUUCGCCACCUACAAGGACCCCCAGGGCCUGGCGGGGGCCUUCCCGGAGCAGCUGCAGGACCAGGCCACCCAGACCCCGGAGGGGGAAGAGGACUGCCCGCCCGAGGCCGGCGAGCUCUUUGCCAGCCCGGGGUUGAUGUUCCAGCCGCAGAUCGCGUACGAGAUCCACUGCUGAAUGGCUGGGGGAGCCUGGGGGGCCCCCGGCCCCACCG